AGUGAACUAUCAAUCAUUAGUAAAACCUUCUUCAUCUUCUGAUUCCCAAUUCACGUUUUAUUUUUUUAAAGACCCAAAUUUGAUCCUUGGCAUUUUGGACGCGAACUACUUUAAUCCGUUAAAAUUACAAUCCUACCCGAUCCCUAACUUUCAGACCACUAUCACCUCCUCUCGACUCUCUCAUCCCGCGCGCGGCCGCCACCGCCACUCACGACUCUGAUCUCGUCCCCGUCUCGAGUGCGAGUCACACUCACUUAAAGGGUAUAUAAGAUAAUUGAAAAAGAAAGCUUUUCUCUCCAAUUUCUUCGUGCAUUUGAGGAGAAAGCGAACAUUUAAAAAUUUAUCUCCUCCCUUUCGCUCUUCCCUACUUCUCUUCUUUCCCAAGCAAAAUAAAUCUACUGGAAAAACAAGCAUAGCAUAAAAGCAAAGGGUUUUGAGUUGCAAAAAGUGGCGGUGAAUUAGGGUUCGAGUUGAAAUUUGAAAAUGUCAUCAAUGGGAAGCGAGUCGAGUUGGGUAGGUAGGAAGGCAGUGAAGCGCAUUGGGGGAAUGUCCGAUGCUCUUUCAAUUGCUGCCGAUCUCGGUUUCUCCAUCUCACCAUCACCUUCAUCGUCUUCAUCCAAUGAAGCAUUUCAUAAUUCGUCCCCAACAACUGCGGAAAAAGGUGAAGACUUGAUUAGGGUUUUGAAAGAAUUAACUUCCGUCCAAAGAAAAAUUGCUGAUUUGCAAGUCGAACUUCAAGGUCGAAAGGAUGAUAAAAAUGUUGCACAUUUGACCCAUGUGAGUGAAAUGGAAAAAAAGAUUGAGACUUUGGCAAGGAUUACUACUAUUCUCAAAGAUGUUAUUCAGAAUAAGGAUCGCAUAAUCGCUCGUCUGCAACAGCCAUAUUCUUUGGACUGCAUUCCUGUUGAAGCAGAAUAUCAGAAACACUUCUCUGAACUACUGAUGAAGGCAGCUAGUGAUUAUGGUGGCUUGACAGCAUCAGUGGCAGAUUUUCAAUGGAGUCAGAAUUUUAAGGAACCUCCUUCAGUUUGGGGGGAGAUGCUUCGACCCAUUCCUGUAGCGUUGGCAUCAUGCACUCGGUUCUUUGAAGCCAUGUCAGCCACAAGAGAGUCAUUUGCAGCACUUCAAAAACUGAGAGUGGGCCGUUUUGAUUCCUCAGUACCUAGAACACCGGCAAGAGAUCCUUCCCAAAUGCUACCAGGAGUAUCUGAUUGUCUAGAUUCACCUCUAUCAGAAUAAUGGUACUACCCAAAGGAUGUUGUCUCUCCCUCACCCAGUUAAAGAAGAGUGUUACUAAGUUAUCUAGUAUCUGUCUAUCUUUUGUGUGAUAUAAUAUUUCGAUUGCAUGUGCAUAUCAUUUUUUCAUGGAAUAUCUCUGUACUUAAAAAUGUUAUUUAUUAUUUUUAGGGAAGUGAUUCCACGAAUCUAUCAGUUUAAACUGCAACUCAAAAUAGACUAGAUUGAACUAGUGAAGUAUUGGUGUGUAAGUUGUAACUAAAUAGCAUCAACUUAACUCAAGAUUUUUGUGUGUGAAAUAUAUUAGCAUGUGAUAAACUAAACUUGCUGAAAUUAGGAUGCAGCCA
This is a messenger RNA of Cicer arietinum (chickpea), 1583 nucleotides long. Its product is annotated as AUGMIN subunit 2. The record is from RefSeq and is a predicted model, not a curated record. NCBI's taxonomy places the organism in Eukaryota, Viridiplantae, Streptophyta, Magnoliopsida, Fabales, Fabaceae. Gene Ontology annotation, biological process: spindle assembly; microtubule organizing center organization; microtubule nucleation. Gene Ontology annotation, cellular component: mitotic spindle microtubule.